AUGUCUCUCUCAAGGCAAAGGGUUUCGGCAAAACUUCGAAGCGGUUACGUUUUUUGUUAUUAUGUUUCCGGACAUGGAUUCGGUCAUGCAACAAGAGUCGUACAAGUAGCGUCCGAGAUUCUUUCCCUCCCUCGUCGACACACUUUGUAUAUAAUUUCAAAUGCACCUGAAUUCAUUUUCCAAGGAGCAAUAAAACUUGGUGCAAUAUAUAGACAUGCGCUUAUAGAUGCCGGUGUUAAACAGCCUCGAGCAUACACUGUUGAUAGAUAUCAAACCAUAGAUGAUCUGAAAUUAUUUCUUCAAAAAAGACCAGAUAUGAUAGUAAAAGAGGCCGAAUGGCUAAGAAACGUAAAGGCUAAUAUAGUAUUGUCUGAUGCUCCUUUCCUUCCUUGUGCUGCUGCUGCUUCAGUCGGGAUUCCGUCAGCUAUAGUUAGUAAUUUUACAUUUGACGCGGUAUAUAGUGGUUUGUGUGAAGGUGACGAACUGGAUAUUACCAUAAGGAGACUCGUUAAACAAGUAAUAGAUGAUUAUAAAAAAUCUGAAUUGUUAAUUCGUCUACCCGGUUAUAUCCCAAUACCAUCAUAUUCCGGAACUCAACUGUAUCCAAAUUCAAAUGUGACUAAACAAUUAAACGGUUGUGUUACAUCAAAUGGAUCAUCAAUUGGAUCUGAUCGUAUUAGCAGACGCUGUAAUGUUGUUGAUGUUCCUCUUGUUGUUCGAAAAUCUAAAACGCCAAGAAAUGUCGUACUUUCUAAUCUUGGUAUCUCAAAAGAGGUAUUUGACACUCACAAAGUCCUGCUGGUAUCUUUUGGUGGUCAAAAUUUGGUGGGGAUAGAAGAAUGGGGUUCUCCCUUGCCUGAUGAUUGGAUCGCUAUUGUUUGUGGUAACCCAGGGGCUGUUUUACCUGAUCGAUUUUAUGCAUGCGCCAAGGAUGCAUAUAUUCCUGAUUUAACAAAUGCUGCAGAUGCUGUAAUGGGCAAACUGGGUUAUGGUACUUGUUCCGAAUGUAUUGGCCACGGAAAACCUUUCAUUUAUGUCCCACGACCACAGUUUAUCGAAGAAUAUGGACUGCGUAGUUUAAUGGAAACUCAUGGUUUAUGCGUAGAGAUGUCAAAGGAUCAUUUUGAAGCUGGACAAUGGAAAGAAUAUAUAUUAAAAGCUUACGGCAUGUCCGAUCAAAAUACUGAUAAAAGAUUAACACAUGACGGUGGUAAAGUAGUUGCUAAAAUAGUUGAACAAUUUUUAGAUGAACGUUCGA
Racocetra persica is the source of this 1258-nucleotide messenger RNA. Lineage: Eukaryota; Fungi; Glomeromycota; Glomeromycetes; Diversisporales; Gigasporaceae. The record is from the annotation of a GenBank genome assembly.